This is a messenger RNA of Synchiropus splendidus (mandarinfish), 6332 nucleotides long. It is a transcript of the gene gabra2a, whose product is annotated as gamma-aminobutyric acid type A receptor subunit alpha2a. Gene Ontology annotation, cellular component: neuron projection; dendrite membrane; GABA-A receptor complex. Gene Ontology annotation, biological process: regulation of postsynaptic membrane potential; synaptic transmission, GABAergic; nervous system process. The record is from RefSeq and is a predicted model, not a curated record. Bases 157 to 1515 code for a protein of 452 amino acids. NCBI's taxonomy places the organism in Eukaryota, Metazoa, Chordata, Actinopteri, Syngnathiformes, Callionymidae. Gene Ontology annotation, molecular function: GABA-gated chloride ion channel activity; inhibitory extracellular ligand-gated monoatomic ion channel activity; GABA-A receptor activity. The transcript is spliced from 10 exons.
CAGGUGGCGCUCCGUGGGUGAACUGUGGGGAUUCCCUGUCAGCACACAGGAUGGACGCUCACUGACCCUCCUCGUCUCUCUGGCUACUCAUCAUUGUCAUCGUCAGCACCAUCAGAGCGAGCCUCAGAGACACCUGUCGCGUCUGCGGCUCCAGCGAUGAGGGAAUGGAGGAGUCCACGUCGCGUUACUGUGUUGGUGUGUUUGAUCGCGCUGCACGCACGGUCUGGCGCAGAGUCCAACACAACAGGAAACUUCAUUGCAGAGGACAUUGCAACAUUCACUAAAAUCCUGGACAGCCUGCUGGACGGGUACGACAACAGACUGCGACCAGGCCUGGGUGACCGAGUGACAGAAGUGAAGACGGACAUUUAUGUGACAAGCUUUGGGCCGGUGUCUGACACAGACAUGGAAUACACCGUAGAUGUUUUUUUCCGUCAGAGUUGGAAGGACGAGCGACUGAAGUUCCAGGGUCCAAUGAAUAUCCUUCCUCUCAACAACCUAAUGGCCAGUAAGAUCUGGACUCCAGAUACCUUCUUUCACAAUGGCAAGAAGUCAGUGGCUCAUAAUAUGACCAUGCCCAACAAGUUACUGCGGAUUAUGGAGGACGGAACUCUGUUGUACACAAUGAGACUAACAGUCCAGGCAGAGUGCCCCAUGCAUCUUGAGGACUUUCCAAUGGACUCACACUCAUGUCCUCUCAAGUUUGGUAGCUAUGCAUACACGAAGACUGAGGUCACUUACAUCUGGAGUCGUAAUGCCUCCCAGUCUGUGGAUGUGGCUGCCGAUGGAUCCAGACUUAACCAGUACGACUUGGUGGGUCAAACUGUGGGGGAGGAAACCAUCAAGUCCAGCACUGGUGAAUACACAGUCAUGACAGCCCAUUUUCACCUCAAGAGGAAGAUUGGCUAUUUUGUGAUCCAGACCUACCUGCCCUGCAUCAUGACCGUCAUUCUGUCCCAGGUCUCAUUCUGGCUGAAUCGGGAAUCAGUGCCUGCUAGGACAGUCUUUGGGGUUACAACAGUGCUGACAAUGACCACCCUGAGUAUAAGUGCCCGAAACUCUCUCCCCAAAGUGGCCUAUGCUACAGCCAUGGACUGGUUCAUUGCUGUCUGCUACGCCUUUGUCUUUUCUGCACUCAUCGAAUUUGCUACAGUUAACUACUUCACGAAAAGAGGCUGGGCCUGGGAUGGAAAGAGUGUUGUCACCGACAAGAAGAAGGAAGCUUCCAAUAUAAAGAAGAACAACGCCUAUGCUGUAGCUGUGGCCAACUACGCGCCCAACAUCACCAAAGACUCCACGCUGCCAACCAUCUCUAAGUUCUCUCUUACCAAUCCACUGAAACCCACGACUGAGACCAAAGCUGAACAGAACAAGAAGUCCUUUAACAGCGUGAGCAAGAUUGACCGCAUCUCCCGCAUCAUGUUCCCUGUCCUGUUUGGGAGUUUCAACCUAGUCUACUGGGCCACCUAUCUGAACAGAGAGCCAGUCAUAAAGGAUCUGAAUCCUGCAAAAUAAAGCACUGUGACUCCCUCUUUGACGGGCUACUUCUGUAAGUAACGGAGGUUACAUCGAGAGUUAGGACCAGUAAACAUGUAAAUCUUUAUUUUAUAUGAUUUAUUUGAUUACAUUCCACCUAUCAAACCCCAUAAUCAGACUCAUCUGCAGGAUUUAGACAACAUGCAAUAAUAACUUGGUAACGUGCUACCAUUUUAACUAGGCUUCCUGGAGCAACUGUAAUAUUGACAUUUUGUACUUUUGGAUACAGGAAUUGUUCAGUACUCUGACGCGAGCAUCUUUCUGCUACUAUCUAUAAUUCACUGAUGUACACUAUUGCUAUUUUAGAUACACCAUAUCAGGGGACAGAAAUUCUAGAUGACAGUACAUUUCUGUGAAUGUGGCAGCUCUGACUAGCUUUUCAGUGAGUUUGCCUGACCUCCUCUUGUUAGUGAUUCACUGGAAAUCGCCACUCUCUUGUAGGCUUUUUAAAAAUCUAGAUCGUGCAUCUACUUAUGAUCUUCUCUUUUCUGUCAUGCCAAGCCUGCCAUGUCAUUUUUCAACAAAAAAUAAUUCAGUGACACAUUGCCCUCCUAGAAAGGCACCUGGUCUCUGAGGUCUCUGAUGAUUUACAGAAGCAUAUCAUGAGGACAAAAAAAUGUGCAUGUUCAGCAGGCAGAUGUUUCCCAACAAAGUCAUGACAUUGUUGUGAUAAACUGGUCCCUAAGUGUAGCUAUAGCUUUAACUCUCACUUUUCUCAGAAGCAUACACCAGAAGGAUGAAAAUAAUCCAUAUCAUUCAGUGUGCAUGAGCCAAAUCCUAAAAUCUUUCAAUAUAUUAUUAAUAUUUUGCAAUAAAGUUGGAAACAUGUCAUUACACAUUGUUACUGUAGUACAGGUCUUAUAUUGUCAAUGUUCUUAUUCUUGUAUUUGUGAUCCACAUCUUUAUCAAUCAUCUUACAACCCUUUUUGGUGGCAAUUAACCUGUAAAGAGAACUUCAGAUAACUUAAGAUGAAUAUUCUUAUGCCUCCUUGCUGGCACAAUGCAUUUUCCCCUCAUCUCCCAUCUUUUUCUGUCAUGUGUGUUAGUUUCUCCCUCUUUGAUAGGCACUGAGGUUUGCCUCUUUAUAACUAGUUUGGGGUGAUCUGGGGUAUUCUGCUGCAUGAAAAAGCUUUAGAUGGAGAAUAGUUUUUUACAGUACAAUAAAUACGUAGAGGAUAAUAUAUAUCAUGGGUCUGAAUCGCAAAAGGGCAAUGUGGGUGCAGGCUAUUGUUCCAAACAAACAAGCUGCAAAAGGCUGAUGUGCUCCUGAACGAUUGGGCUAAAAAUCUGCUCCCACGCGACCUUAUGGGAUUCAGUUUGACACCUGCAAUAUGUUUCUAGCUUUUAUUUUGUUAAAUUACUGUGAUAUCAGAGGGUGCACCUAGACAACCCCAAGCGUCACUCUGUGAAAUAAUGUGAAAAGUUUCUUUCUGGAUCCUUAGGCUAGGCUGUCAUGCCAGAGGUGUCUGCAAACAGACAGGCUGCACAGUCGACAAAUGACAUUCACGCAGACGUGCCAGAUCAACCAUGAAUCUUACCCAUCACACAGAACACAUUAGAACAACUCUAAACGUUUAAAAAAAUCAAUAGAAUUAGAAUCUGGCACAUGUUUAAUGGCAUUGUCUUUCUCUUCUUGAGCAUACACUUUCUGUAACUAGUUCCUUGAAGGAGAAAUAGAUGGUGGAUAGUUCCUAGAUUUAAUGGCUUUGUUGGAAGAUCUUAUGGAAACAAGUCUCACUCGAAGAAAAUCCUGACUUACAGAUGUCAAGAUUCAGAGUCGCUUUAGAUGUGUGGUUCAUAAACUGGUUAGUGGGGUCGUCUCUUUCAGAUUUAUUGACGACCAGCUUUGCUCUGGAAUGUGGUUCAUAAUCAAAUAGGAACCAAAUUGUCUCUUGGUGUGGGACUGAAGAGAAAAAUAUCAAAGAGUAGAUCGCGACCUGUGUCACUGAAAAUAGAUUUUUUUCUGCGUCUUUAUAAAUAGACCAAAGGUUUUAUUUGUCUAUUUGUUUGGAAAUUGCUGAUAACGGCAUCUUCUUUGUUGGCUGAAGAAAUGCAUCACAAACAAAAACUACUGCCCCCAGCUAAGACGAGUGAGCACUGAAAGAAUGGGCUACAGCCCAGUGAGUCAUGAGGGAAGAGACAUGAAAAGGAAAAGUUGAGGGUUGGAGACAGAGCCAGCAAGCCCACUUACUUAAAAAAUCGGGUUCCUUCACAUGCUCAAGAUACUCAGGGUGGUUCUGUGGUUCUCUUGCUUAGGAAAAAAAUAAUAUUUACUCCUCUGGAUUGCAUUACAUGUGGUUUGCACUCGGUACAGUAGAUUUCAAAAAUCAGUGGAGAGUGGGUGGGAGACAAUUGAGGGCUAGCACUGAGUCACCUGGUGCAAAAAUCACACCCGCUUUUGAGAGCAUCCAGGGCAAGAAUCCACCUCUUCAAGCACACUCAAGUCUGAGACUAUAGCCCAGCUUGAACUAUUUGAAUGGGUGUGAAAGCCCUUUAGACCAGGGGUUACCAAACUGUUCCAGAAAGUGGGUGGGGACAGUGGGUGCGGGUUUUAGUUGCAACCAAGGCAGCUGCUGCUAGUUUCAGCUGACUCCUGGUUGGUUAAAAGUGUGCCUUUUUGGUAAAGUUUGGUGACCCCUGCUCUGGAUGUUUGCAUGUGCAUCAGGAAGUAAGUCAGAGCCUGGGUGUUUUCCCUUUGGUGCAAUCUGUAACUGAGCAACUUUUUUAGCAAGGCUUUUUAGCUCAGUUUCUGCUUGUAUAUUUUACGAGUGUUUUUGGACACAGAAUCCUCUGUGUAGAAUAGGUGCCAUAGGUGCCACAACACUCCACUUGCUCUGUACACAGUCACCCAUGUUUGGUUUUAUCGCGUUAAAAGUCACUGGGUGUUGUGCAAAUGCAAGCCAGACCUUCUCCAUGUCUUUAACAUUGAGUAGUUGUGAUGGUUGCACGAUGAGUUGUUGUUUUUGGGUUUUUUUUUGUCACUUCAGCACUUUCAAAUGUUCCACACAGCCAUCCACCUAACACUACAUGUUUGUUACUAUCCACACUAGAGCGGUUACAUUCACAAACUAGCUGAGUCUUUUGAACAGCGUAUUAACAUGAACGAUUGGAACCAAGUUGCAUUUGGUUUGCAGAGGGAGCAUGGGAAGUGCUUAUUUCACAUUCAUGUGGAUAUUUGAGGGAGGAGUGGGAGAGGGUGGCAUCACUGCUGCACUAUAAGAUCGCUGAGACACACACAAGUAAUGUUUAAAUAGUAAGCGAUGAUGGAAAAGUGUUUAUGUUGUCUUCAAGGCAGAAACCGCUGAGCUUCGUAUUUGUGAUGUCAGCAUUCUGAUUAAUCCCGGGACAGUUUUUAAUCUGCAUUUUUUCUGAUUUACCCCACACCCACAAUACAUGUAUUUACGUUUCCAAUCACAUGGGCUCACUAAUAUCUGAGUGAGUGUCAGCGGCAGUCUGUGUGAGUGUUGAGGUGAUGCUGCGGACUGUAGUGUAGUGUCUCAUUGUGACUCUCUAAAAUGACUUCACAGUGACCAAUGAUGAAUAAAACUACCCAACACAAACCUUUAGUUUAGGUGAUGAUUCUGAGUAAAAUUGUUCUUCAACAUCUUCUUAAGCUGGACAAACUGUUGUAUGUUUGAAUAAAUGUAUGUAUUUUACCCAAUGUCAUGCUUGCAUUUCUAAUUUCUGAUUUCUUUUGCACCAUACCCUCAAGUUGUAGUGGUUUAAGUGGAUAGUGAGGCUUCAAAAAUAUGCACUAUUUCCGGUUCGAACCAAAAGUGAAUGGUAGAGAUGUUCCGGAAGCCGAUGUCACACGGGCCAUUCCACAAGACUGUCAGGUAAUGACCAAAAGGGGAGAAACAGCAUCAGGGUGGUCAGUAUUUUCCGUGCCAUGUAUGUGACAAUGAGACUUAUAACACACUUCUAACUUAACAGAAGAAUGUGCUAUUGAAUAUAUAUCAAGAGACAUAGAACAGCAUAUGUGCUUGUUUUGUGUUGGUGCCCAGUCACAAGUGUCUCUGCAUUGCUUAACCAUGGGGUCCAGAUUUUUUGCUUUGCCAUUAUCUGAGAUGGAAGCACAGAUUUGCGAUGCAGUGGAGUCUGGAAAAGUUACUGCUACUCCUUCAGCACCAAUAUAACUGCCUCUCACUGUCAAAGUGGGUAGUUCUCCAUUUUCAGUGACUUCUUUAGUCAGCGUGUCAAACAACACAUCAUUAUUAUCAUCUGGUACCAGAGAAUAAUUCAAUGCAACGUGAUAGGGGUCAGAGACAGAAGCGUAGGGUUUCAGACAGCAUGCUUGAACAGCAAUGACCACUGGACUGGUCCCGGGAUGAUCUAUCAAACCUCACCAUACUGUAUAUGUGUAUGUGUCAUUUUCAUGUGCAAAUGGGUCAGUCAUUUGUAAUAAGUGACAUGUAGCACAAAUAAUUACGACUAACCACUGACCAUUGAAUUAUGGUCGUCAACAAGUACAGGUAUGUAAAUCAACAGUCACAGCAAACACAAUAAUCCAGAAUACAGAAUCCAAAAUGUAUUAAUGGCCACUGGCAAAUACACAGCAUCUCAAGGAACCCUCUCUCAAAUCCUAAAAAGGGUCUUCCACCUGAACCAGUGAGCUGUCGCGGCAUUGGACUGUGUCAAAGAAUGUCAUGGCACCAUGGUCAGAACCAAUAUUUACCUGACAACAUGACAAAUGCAUAUAAUGAUAUUGUAUUAUCAUGUUGUAGGAAGUCGCACCUUUAGUGACAUUGACAUGCAAACCAUUUGGUGCCUCAUGACCUACUGCCACAAUAACCAAA